GCUGCGGAUCGCCAGUCAGCACUUUCUGUUCUUAUAACCAUCUGCUUACGCGGCUCUAUUUUUGAAGAGAUCUGCUUCUGGUCUGCUUCUUCAAGCCUCUGUCAUCUUUUUCCCCGGCUCCUGUGCCAGGAAUCAAGACCUCACGGUAUAAUUGAGAGUGCUCGGCACUUGGUCCUCGGAUCUUCCUCGUUCCGGGUGGCCGUCUCCUCCUCUCCUUUUCACCACUUCAACCUCUCUCUCACCUUGAUUUUUCCUCAUACAACAUGGACAAGGCGGAAAAAUUGCUGCACUCAUCUUCACAUCCUUCGCUGUCGCCGUCGUCGUCGCUCAGACGCAGUCAAUCGAAAGUGCGCCAGAAACUGCAGGAUUUCAAAGAGAAGCAGCGACGCAGGCACAAUCGGAUCAAACGCAAAGCGUCCACUGCCUCUGAUGCGAUCAUGACCAGCUCGUCACGGCCAGCUAGCGAUGAAAGACGCGCGAGUAUUGCCUCGGAUUACAGUUUUGACGAGGCCUCCUGGAGUGGAAGUGAAUACGACUCAUCAUCCGAGGACGAACAAAUCGGAUCGAUAGCACAACAGGUCUCUCCUACCGGGUCACUUCCUGCCAAUCUCGACCUCGCUGGCCGACCUGCUGAUCAAAAAUCAACCUCUGCGGCCUCGUCAUCUGUCGCGCUAGGUCGAGGACCAGGCAUUGACAGAGUGAGGACUCUCCAAAGCAAUCUACAAGGAAACUCAGCUGCGAUCACCGGUCCAUCAUUCUUGACCUCUGUCUUCUCGGCUGCCCAAACUGCAGCAAACACUCUCUCCACUCUCACCACCGGCGUCACAAACUCGAUGGCCCGCGGCAUAGACUCUCCCCUUGCUUCUACUGAGAACUCGCCAAUGACUACCCCAAACCUGUCCUCUGAUUUUCCCCAUGGUAGGCCCAGAGCUGAGACCGAGCCGAUUCCUCGCAAAUCCGCAGAAUUUGACGAUUCCACGCCAUCGGUAGCGCGAACGGUAGCAACUAUUGGAUCUGGUCAUCUGACUCUCGAGAGCAUCGUCGAAGGCCAAGGAUCAAAUGAAAACGGAGCUCCAGGUAGCAUCGCUGGCGGCUACUCCUUGAACGACGAGAACGUGCAGUCAGAAGCCCACGAGUCCGGCGCUGCAACCCCUGCAAAUCCCGCGUUUGGCGAAAGCACGACGAACCUCGCUAACACCGAGCGCUCAAACUCAAAGCGCAACUCCAUGACUCGGCGACGAGGGUCCACUGCUAGCCAGAUGCCUACACCGACUGGACUAUCAAGUAUUGCGCCCCAGAUCUCUCAGCAGCCGCGAGUGACUGGCUUUGCUGUCGCAAAUAAGAAGCGCAACAGAGAGUUUCACCAGCUCUUUCGAUCGGUGCCUGAAGAUGACUAUCUGAUUGAGGACUACGGAUGUGCCUUGAGUCGAGAAAUUCUACUUCAAGGUCGUCUAUAUAUCUCUGAGCAGCAUAUUUGCUUCAACUCGAAUAUCUUUGGCUGGGUCACGAAUCUCGUGAUUUCAUUUGAUGAAGUGGUGGCGAUCGAAAAGAAGACCACGGCAGGACUGUUUCCUAACGCGAUUGUUGUCCAGACUCUGCAUGCGCGCAACGUGUUUGCCAGUUUCAUCUCCCGAGAUAGUACCUACGAACUCAUGUGCUCGAUCUGGCAUAACGGCGAAUUGCCAAGCGGAACACCGUCCGGAUCUUCUGACGAGGAGUCGGACAGCGAGCGGGAAGAAGCAGACGGCGAACGAGGUGGUGACGGAAGCGAUGCAGACGGAGAUGGAAACUCGGGUGAUGGAGAUGGUGAUGGAAAGGGAAAUGGCGAUGGGUUAGACGAAAAGCAGUUGGAAUUAAUUGGUCCUCUGAAACACGCUCCUACUACCUGUGGAUGUCCGCCGAACGAGCAUUAUGAGAAGAUUGUCUGUGACGAAAAGUUCAAUGUUCCGGUAGGUCGGUUAUGCACUCUGCUGUGGGGUGAUGACUCGACUUGGAUGAUGAACUACACCACAAACACUCUCAAGAACUUUGAUAUGACAAAGCCUACACCGUUUGAGCCCGACGCACAAGGUCACAGAGCGCGAACGUUUAGCUACAUCAAGCCUUUGAACGCCAGUAUCGGUCCCAAGCAGACAAAAUGCCUGACGACCGAGACGCUAACGUUCUGGGACUUCAACGAUCACGUCACAGUCGUCGUCUCGACCGAGACACCGGAUGUUCCGAACGGAAACCUGUUUGUGACAAAGACAAAGUAUUGCAUAACAUGGGCCGAGAACAAUACCACGCGAAUGCUGAUUAUGUGCACUGUUGAAUGGAGCGGUAAGAGUUGGAUCAAGGGACCGAUUGAGAAGGGUGCGAACGAGGGACAGGCGCAGUCGGCGAAGGACCUGGUGGCGGCGCUGAAUCACGAGUUCCAGCCCAAGGCAACGACGAAGAGCAAGAAGAAGAAACAAAAGAGCAAAGGAACGAAGAAGUCGGAGCCGGUCAAGCAAAUCCGGCAGCCGGUACACGAGACGGAGAAGAAGUUUGACGGAACGUACAUCACGUAUAUUGUCAUCGGCCUGCUCGUCCUCGUUCUGAUUCAGUCAACGUACCUAAUCUUCGGUGGCCGCGGCAGCAGCCGGUCGAGAUCCAACGCGGUGAAGAAAUGGGACGCGUUAUGGGACAUCGAGGAGCAGUAUCUAUGGGACUGGAUCGAGGACCGGACGCAGUGGGUUGGUGCGAAAGACGGGGUUACGCACGCAAAAGAUGUGAAACCGCGGGGAUGGCUUAGCAGACAUGAGGUUGAGGAGGCGAUUGCGAUUACGCAGCAGCGUCUGGAUUUCUUGCGCUCGAAGCUUCAUAUUGAGGAGGCGCUUGUCGAGUAGUUUGUGUAGGAAUAUUAUCUGCUGUUAAAGUGUUCUGGAAUUAGUAGGAUGCCGGAAGUACAAGUUUGGCGAUAGAUUAGAUUCGAGAUGAUUGUCAAUCUACCAGGAACACGCGUGAACACCAAUUGACCUUCAAUGCAUCUUUUAUAUCUAACUACGAUAAAAAGCAGCAUCCAAUAUGUGAUAACAGGAUUAUUCGUCGAAACUGACGCAAUCGCCGAAGUUUUGUUUAU
Messenger RNA from Myxozyma melibiosi, 3100 nucleotides. RefSeq lists its product as uncharacterized. Gene Ontology annotation, molecular function: sterol binding; sterol transfer activity. The transcript is spliced from 3 exons. The record is from RefSeq and is a predicted model, not a curated record. Lineage: Eukaryota; Fungi; Ascomycota; Lipomycetes; Lipomycetales; Lipomycetaceae. Gene Ontology annotation, biological process: intracellular sterol transport. Bases 264 to 2867 code for a protein of 867 amino acids. Gene Ontology annotation, cellular component: mitochondrion; endoplasmic reticulum-plasma membrane contact site; cortical endoplasmic reticulum.